Messenger RNA from Sorghum bicolor (sorghum), 2560 nucleotides. RefSeq names its product probable translation initiation factor eIF-2B subunit delta. NCBI's taxonomy places the organism in Eukaryota, Viridiplantae, Streptophyta, Magnoliopsida, Poales, Poaceae. The record is from RefSeq and is a predicted model, not a curated record. The transcript has 8 exons. The coding region runs from base 64 to 1857 and encodes 597 amino acids.
UGUCAAACAAAAAAAAAAGGAACUCGCGACUCCCAGCCCUCGCCACGCCGCCGCCCCGAACCGAUGGACAUCCGCCGCGCGCCGCCGUCGCGCGCCGCGUCGGGCGGGGUGGAGCCGCGGUUCCGGCAGGUGGGAUUCGUCACGGCCGCCGAGCCCGCGAGGGGGCCCGUGGCGCCCGCGGCCGCGUCGCCGACCGCGUCCGACGGCCUCUCCCCCGUCAUGAUCCCGCCCCCGCUCAUCCCCGCCCCCGCCCCCGCGUCUGAGUCGCUCAUGCCUUCGUCCCCGCCCCCGGCCUCCUCGUAUCUCCUCGAGGUGGUCUCCGACCUUGACGACUACGCCGACGACGACGACAUCGACGUGUCCUGGGCGCGCCCACCCCCGCCCGCCUUGCCAGAAGCAAACAAGAGAGAUCUUACUGAAACAAAGAAUGAACAUGCUCCAACUCCAGUUUCACAGAAACCAAAGCUUUCUAAAGCAGAGAGACGUGCCAUUCAGGAGUCUCAGCGCGCUGCCAAAGCUGCUGCCAAGGAGGCAGGUUUAAAACCAACAGCCAUGGCUUCUGAUGCUAGCACCAAAAUAUCAAAGCAACCCAAGACAGCAAAGACAUCUCUAAAGAAAGAUGUGAACCAAGUUAACCCUCCAGUUGCUACUGAUAAGAAGACUGGUGAACGCCCACCCGACAAAGAUAGAAAAAAAGAUGUUCCUCAACCCCGUAUGCAAUUUGAUGAUGCACAUCGAGUGGUGAAAGCAAAGAAGCGUUCAGUUGUUAACCAAUCAGAAGCUCGAAACAGGGUCGAACUGUUCAGACAUCUGCCUCAAUAUGCACAUGGCACUCAACUUCCUGACCUUGAGUCAAAAUUUCUUCAACCUGAUCUAAUGCAUCCUUCUGUGUACAAGGUUGGACUUCAAUAUUUGUCUGGUGACAUAUCCGGUGGCAAUGCUCGCUGUAUAGCAAUGCUACUUGCAUUCAGAGAGGCAAUAAAUGAUUACUCCACGCCUGCUGAGAAAAUUCUGAAUAGGGAUCUUACUGCUAAAAUCAGUAGCUAUGUGUCAUUUCUCAUUGACUGCAGGCCUCUUUCAAUCAGCAUGGGCAACGCUAUUAGAUUUUUGAAGAACAGGAUUACCAAGCUACCACUUGCAUUGUCAGAGUCAGAAGCUAAAGUUAGUCUUCAAUCUGACAUUGAUCGCUUUAUAAAUGAGAAGAUAAUAGUUGCAGAUAAGGUCAUUGUUAGUCAUGCUGUCACGAAAAUCAGAGAUGACGAUGUCCUAUUGACAUUUGGGUCAGCCUCUGUUGUUGAAAUGAUUUUUGACCAUGCUCAUGAACUUGGAAAGAAAUUCCGUGUUGUGGUGGUAGAUUCUCGUCCAAACCAUGAGGGACAAAUAUUGUUGCGCCAAUUAGUUGCAAAGGGUAUCAGUUGCACAUACACACACAUAAAUGCUGUAUCAUACAUCAUGCAUGAGGUUACAAGAGUGUUUUUGGGUGCCUCUUCAGUACUAUCAAAUGGUACUGUCUACUCCAGAGUUGGGACAGCUUUGGUUGCUAUGGUUGCACAUGCUUUUGGAGUUCCUGUUCUAGUGUGCUGUGAGGCAUACAAGUUUCAUGAGAGGGUUCAACUUGAUUCUAUAUGCUUUAAUGAACUUGGUGACCCAGAUGCUAUUUCAAGAGUUCCUAGGGAUGCAAGUUUGAGCCAUCUCAAAAACUGGGCUGAGAACGAAAAUCUUCAUCUUCUGAAUCUUAAGUAUGAUAUCACCCCUUCUGAUUAUGUUUCAAUGCUCAUAACAGAUUAUGGAAUGCUCCCACCUACUAGUGUACCAGUCAUUGUAAGAGAGUACCGCAGGGAGCACGUUUGGAUAUAGAAGCCACUGUUUUCCUUGUUUAGUUUGAGGCAAAAGGAUCUACCGAAAGUUUGCUGGCACCUGAAAUGGCACCUACACUACACAGGCAAAAGGAUCUACCGAAAGUUUUGGAGGCCCCUUUGGGAUUCGGAUGUUCAACAUGGAAUUGCUUUUCCCCAGCCCAGCCCUCUUUUGAAGGAAAGCUAUGCGUCCGCGUCUCUGCUUUUUCUGGUGCCGCCUGUCCGGGUCACAGCGUCAGUUCACAGGACAGGCAGGACCACAUCACUCUGCUUCUCUUGGCUGGAUGCUGGGGUAGUUCAGUGUACUGUGGAGUUCGUGAUUGGGCAGCUGUGCCACCAAGCAGCAGCGACUCGUCAACAAGAGGACAACCCUUGGGGAAUGAGCCAAAUUUGCUACUAGAGCCAAAUAAGCUUUUUAUUCAUUUUUCCUUACUUUGAGACCAAUAUUGAUUCUAAUCUAGGAAAUAGGAAAUUGCAAAAACACACCUGCAAACCAGAGGGCUUCCAAAGAGCCAUCUGCACUUUGAUUUCUCCCUGUCCAAAGGUUUGUUUGGCACGACUUCAUCUCGCUUCAACUCCUUCUGGACGUCGACCAAGCCACAUCACCUCUAACUUGUCGAAACCGGAACUGGAGCGAGCUCCUAGAACUAUGAGCCUUCUCAAAUAAAGGGGCCAUAACUUUGAAAGUUUUAUGUGUUUUCAAA